AUGGCCUCGCGACCUACCGUCACCAUCCUUGGAAAGGAUGGCUCUGCCACCGGAGCCACCCACGCCAUUCCUGCUGUCUUCACCAGCCCUAUCCGACCCGAUAUCGUUCAGCAGGUUCACACUGGCAUGGCCAAGAACAAGCGUCAGCCUUACGCUGUGAGCGAGAAGGCUGGUCACCAGACCUCUGCUGAGUCUUGGGGUACCGGUCGUGCUGUUGCUCGUAUUCCCCGUGUUUCUGGCGGCGGUACACAUCGCGCUGGUCAAGCUGCGUUCGGUAACAUGUGUCGUUCCGGUCGUAUGUUUGCUCCUACCAAGACGUGGCGCAAGUGGCACGUUAAGGUAUCGCAAAACCAGAAGCGAUACGCCGUCGUUUCUGCCCUGGCUGCCUCCGCUGCCGUUCCCCUGCUCAUGGCCCGUGGACACCAGGUCAACUCCGUCCCUGAGGUUCCUCUGGUUAUCGACUCCGCUGUUUUCGAGGGUGCCGCUAUUACCAAGACCGCUGCUGCUCUCGGCCUCCUGAAGGCUGUCGGUGCUGGUGAGGACGUCAACAAGGUCAAGAACUCCAAGAAGCUCCGUGCUGGUAAGGGCAAGCUCCGUGGCCGCCGCCACCGCCAGCGACGUGGCCCUCUUGUCAUCUACUCCCCCGAGACCGAUGGCAAGGAGCUCGUUACCGCUUUCCGCAACAUUACCGGUGUUGAGACCUGCUCCGUUACCGCUCUCAACCUCCUCCAGCUUGCUCCUGGUGGUCACCUCGGCCGAUUCAUCGUCUGGACCUCUGCCGCUUUCAAGGCUCUUGACGAUAUCUACGGUUCUACCACCGAGGCCUCCGCCCACAAGCGUGACUUCCUCCUCCCCUCCAACGUUGUCUCUCAGGCCGAUCUCACCCGUCUGAUCAACAGCUCUGAAAUCCAGAGCUCCCUCAACGCCCCCAAGGGAGAUGCUGUCACUCGCCGAUCUGCUGUCCAGAAGAAGAACCCUCUCAAGAACAAGCAGGUCAUGCUUCGCCUGAACCCCUACGCCAAGGUCUUCGCUGAGGAGUCUCAGAAGAAGCAGAACUAA
Messenger RNA from Fusarium coffeatum, 1059 nucleotides. RefSeq lists its product as uncharacterized. Gene Ontology annotation, molecular function: RNA binding; structural constituent of ribosome. The record is from RefSeq and is a predicted model, not a curated record. NCBI's taxonomy places the organism in Eukaryota, Fungi, Ascomycota, Sordariomycetes, Hypocreales, Nectriaceae. Gene Ontology annotation, biological process: translation. The coding region runs from base 1 to 1059 and encodes 352 amino acids. Gene Ontology annotation, cellular component: cytosolic large ribosomal subunit; ribosome. The transcript has 3 exons.